Molecule: messenger RNA, 5303 nt
Organism: Varanus komodoensis (Komodo dragon)
Lineage: Eukaryota; Metazoa; Chordata; Lepidosauria; Squamata; Varanidae
Gene: GZF1
Product: GDNF inducible zinc finger protein 1
Exons: 6
Coding region: 197-2398 (733 amino acids)
Molecular function (GO): protein binding
Source: RefSeq, a predicted model, not a curated record
GCGGUGGGUGGGGGUGAGGAUUCUGUUCCGUAACGUCGCCACGGGGAGACUGGGGAAGAAAAGGGCUGAUCACUUCUACAAGGUACCGAUGAUGUGCUGACGAGCCAAGAAGGCCAUCUGUCCGUGCGGUUCCUGACACUGACGGCCCCAGGCCCCAGUAAUAGUGGCAUUUCUUUAUGCAGCUCUGUCAGUGGACAUGACGCCUUACAAAAAACUUUUAGAAAAGAAGAAGAUGGAAAGUAAUGCUGUUAUUUUGGAAUCAAAAUCUUCACCAAUCAACCUUCUGAAUGAAAUGCACCAGCUGCGUCUCCUAGGUCACCUUUGUGAUGUGACUGUGAGUGUGGAAUAUCAGGGUGUCCGGGCAGAGUUUGUUGCGCAUAAAGCUGUCCUGGCAGCAACAAGCAAGUUUUUUAAAGAAGUGUUUCUUAAUGAAAAGGGCAUGGAUGGACCAAGAACAAAUGUAUUAUUGAAUGAAGUCCAGGUGGCAGACUUUGCGUCUUUUCUUGAGUUUGUCUAUACUGCCAGGGUGGAGGUAGAAGAAGAUCGGGUUCAGCGUAUGCUGGAAAUAGCUGAGAAGCUCAAGUGCUUAGAUUUGUCAGAAACCUGUUUUCAACUAAAGAAGCAAAUGCUCGAAUCCGUGUUAUUGGAGUUACAGAAUUUUUCUGAAUCACAGGAUGCGGAAGAGGAAAGUGGAGCCCAGCCAAGUAGUUUACAUGAGCCAAAGGCAGUCACUGAAACACAAGUUGACAACACAGAUUACCUUGCAAAAUCUCCUCUUGAAAGGCCCAGAGAUGGAGAUGAUCUUGAAGCACCCACUGCUAAAUUAAAGGAAAAGUUAGACAAAAAGAAAGAAGCCCUGAAGACACCCUGUGUCAAAAUCCGGAGGGCCAGUGGAAGACUGGCAGGCAGGAAAGUCUUUGUGGAAAUACCCAAGAAAAAGUACACAAGGCGCCUGAGAGAGCAGCAAAAGUAUGCUGAGGCUGUUGCGGAAGAAGAGAGCAGGCUCUCCAAAGACCACAGCAUGCCCGAGGAAGGCGAGAAGGAGGAGAAGGAGCAAGUGCCCAGCAGUGUGAAGCCUGAACACCAGGGGUGCGAUGGCACAGGGGAACUGGGAGAAAACUUGAUUAAAAUGGAGGAUGAUAAAAAGAACCGUGGUGGCAACUUUACCUGCAGCACUUGUGCCCGAGAAUUCCUGUAUGAGAAGAGCUUUCUGAAGCACAUAAAGCACAGCCAUGGGAUUGCAGCUGAAAUUAUUUAUCGUUGUGAAACCUGCGGCCAGACUUUUGCCAACCGGUGCAACCUCAAAAGCCAUCAGCGUCAUGUUCACAGCAGUGAGCGCCACUUCCCAUGUGAGCUCUGUGGCAAGAAGUUCAAGAGGAAGAAGGACGUCAAGCGGCACAUUCUGCAGGUUCAUGAGGGUGGUGGGGAGCGACAUCACUGCCUACAGUGUGGAAAGGGUUUGAGCUCCAAAACGGCCUUGAGGCUUCACGAAAGGACACACACAGGCGACAAGCCUUAUGGGUGCACAGAGUGCGAGGCUAAGUUUUCUCAGCCUUCGGCACUUAAAACACACAUGAGAAUCCACACUGGUGAAAAGCCUUUUGUUUGUAGUGAUUGUGGGGCAAAAUUCACACAGAAUCACAUGCUUAUAUAUCAUAAAAGAUGUCACACAGGGGAACGACCUUUCAUGUGUGAAACAUGUGGGAAGAGCUUUGCCUCUAAGGAGUAUCUGAAACACCACAAUCGCAUCCACACUGGGUCCAAGCCGUUUAAAUGUGAAGUUUGCUUCCGAACAUUUGCACAGAGGAAUUCGCUGUAUCAGCACAUCAAAGUUCAUACAGGUGAGCGUCCCUACUGUUGCGAUCAGUGUGGCAAACAGUUUACUCAGCUCAAUGCCCUGCAGCGCCACCAUCGGAUCCACACUGGGGAGAAGCCAUUCAUGUGCAAUGCCUGUGGGCGAACGUUUACUGACAAAUCUACUCUUCGGCGGCACACCUCGAUUCAUGAUAAGAACACACCCUGGAAGUCAUUUCUUGUAGUCGUUGAAGGAGCCUCUAAGAAUGAUGAAGAUCAUAAGACAGAACUUCCUGAUGAAGAGUAUGAUGUGACUCGUUGCAAAAUAACAGAGAAGCUGCUGUCGUUGUCUGAAAAUGGACACUAUCAAAGUCUGGCUCCUGUGCAGGGGAGCAUAACUGCUCUGCAUGAAAGUGGAUCCCCCACAGUAACAGACUGCAAAUCAGGGGGCACAGCAGGGUCCCAGGAAGUCCCCAUAGCCACAGCUUUGCAUGAUCUCACUGUGUUGCACACCCAGACGGACUCGCUUCAGCCCUCACUUUCACACCUUGGUGAAUAUAGAAUAGCAUCAUUGGCUGUGGAGGAAGUUCCAUCGCAACAAUAAUCUGCUGAGUAUUGUAGACUCUGAGAGCGCCCAUGGACUGCACAGGAAUAAUGAAUGCUCGCAGCUGGUGCUUCCAGUGUCCUCUCUUUCCCCUCAAACCUAUAUUUCUGGAGUUGUCUUAACUGAAGAAUUCAGUUCUCAUCCCAUAUUUUGAAGAGAAAACUACUCUUCACCCAUGUCUCUGUAAGUUAAAGUGGGUUUCAGAUUACACAGUCAGUUUAGGCGAAGAUUCAUCACUCUUUUAAUCUCUCUUCCGUUCCCAUGAUAUAAUGUUUUAUUUGGCUAUUGAUAUUUUUCAGUGGCCCAAUUUGAGAGUAAUUCUGAUUUUUUAAAAUAAUAUUGAACUCUGCAUUCUAUGCAAAUGAAUAGGACACAUAAGACAGUCUCUCUCUGGACCCAGCACUUAAUGCAGUUUUAAUGUAGGGCUGUUUGGAAAAGUGAGGAAAAAUAAACCCUCAUAUUAAACAGGUAAUAGGAAAUGUGAAAUAUUUGACACACUUUUCUGAACAGAAAACUUUGGGAAAUGUUUGUACAGCCACGGACUGGAUCUAACUGGAUCUAUUCACUAGAGGGAAAAGUUCACUCUCAGCCUCCCUUCAGCCUUCCCACCCCAAAUCUUCUGUGGGUUGACGUACUAUCUGGAACAGAUUUCAGAAAGGCUGCAGGGGGAGCAGGGAAAGGGAGGGGGAAAAUCCCACUGUGUGAACAGCAGUUCCCCUCAGAUGAUAUCAACUAUCUUCCCAAAACACUAAAACGCAUAUAAUCAAUCUGCACUCUCAGUCUGAAGUAGGUUUCAGAGUAAUUUAACUGGGUCAAUAUUUGUGGAAGGAUUUCCUCAGCCUUUCCCUGUAGCCGGGCCUUCCAAGUACUUGGCACUCUUCAAGCUGGCUCAGCUCUUUUGCCCCUCCCUAUCGUUUUGAAUGCCCGUGCACACCUUCUGUCUCUGCCAUAGGCAUUCCUCUCCCCUUCAUGCAUUCCUUGCAGCGUGGCACUUAUUCAGAUGGUACUGUACUUCUAAAUGGUUCAUUCCCCAGGAAGCCUUAAUAUUCUUCCCAUUUUCUACAGAUCCCAGUGCCCACCUUUGGUCAUUGUGUAUUUGGCUGGGGGAGAUAGUGUUCUCUAACCUGAUAUAUUUCCUUGGCAGCAUACCACUAGAAUAGAUCGCUCCAAAAUACUGAAUGUGGUUUUCUCAAAUAAGAUGGCACAUCUUGCUCUAGGUAAUUUAUUGUAGUUUUUCCCUUCUCUCGCUUCUCUAUUAGAUCUGAUAAAAUGUUCUUGAAUCUAGUUUCUGGCAAUGGCCUGAAAAAUCUGGGUAAAUAUUCUUGUUUUGUAUUCACAAGUAUUUAUACCAAAGGCUGCACAAAUUUAUUGGAAGGUCAAGUUACAGCAAGAACCUACAUUCUAAAUUAUGGCUGACAUUCAUUUGACAAGUCGAGUUCUUUAGGUCUCCAACUUAAUUUUUUACAAAAUGUAAGCAUGAAAUGUUUGUUCAGUGCAGCUUUAGUGCUGCUAGGUAGACCAAGGCAAAGCAGCUGCCAAAAUUUGAGAAAACACAACUUGCUUUUAAAAUGUGUUUUCCUCCUCAUGGAAGUCAUAGGGAAGGCUUACUUUGUUGCAGCCAGAAAUGCAUCAAUAUUGUGCCUUUUUAUUUUUAAAUUCAGGAAAAAGUGCCAAAUUAAAAUAUGUAUUUAAGUCUGACAUUCAGCUGACUUCCAACAGGACAUAUUAAUAUAAUUACUUGAGUAUAUCUUCCAUGCCCACCAAGGUACCGACACCUCUCAAAUGAAGCAUUGCUCAUAAGAGCUAAUGGAAUCUGUUUUCAGCUAUGUUUCUUUUCAUGAAUGUUCAGCGUGUUUUAGUUUAGGAAGUUGUUACAGGACAGGGUUUUACAAAACAAUUAGAAUGUUAGUACUGCCUUUCAAACGCAAGGAUACUGCUUGUCAUACCUUUCUCCCUUUGUUCAUACAGAGAAAUUGCUUUUAUGGCUUGAUGUCGAGUUGUAUCCAGCUGUGUCUUCACACCGAAAAAACAGACAUGUUUGUUGGAAAGACUUCUUCCCUUCUCCAGAUCUGCUGCAUCUCCCUAGCCCCCCCCCCCCAUCUGUAGCAAAAAAUUGGGGGACCCUCCAGAGCAGAUUUGGGGAAGCAUGGCAGAAGGAAGCAAGCCUAUUGCACAAGCAUAUAUCUGCUCACAUGAUAAUGGAUGUCAACCGGUUCUUUAUGCUUGUCUUUCACUGCCUUGGUCCUUUGAAGAGAUGCUUGCAACAACUUAGCAUAAGUUUUAACAGUGGCCUUUUCUGCUCUGGUUAACUUGUCCAUUUGGCCCUGUACCCACUCACACCACCACUAUAUGGAAGCUUUUGACAGGAUUGGUUGAGAGAGAACUUCCCUUGUGUUUAGGCAAAGUUACACUCUGGAUUAAGCGUACCAGAUUUAGCCUCCUCCAAAGCUUUCAUUCAUUUCUGUCUAUUACAUCAAGUUCAAAAUCACAUGGGGCAGGCAGGAAGGGAUCUAGGCCAACUUUGAUGCACCACAAUGCCUAACAUGAUACUGCCCUGAUAUGUAUUGAAAGGCAAAGCAAUAAAAGGUCAGUCCAGGAAUGUGUCAAAUUUUUGUAAAUCCCAUAGUAACAGUUCGUUGCCAUCUAUUCCUUGUUCAUUUAAUCCACUAAAAGGGAUAUUCUUAGAAAUACUCCCAAGAGGUUAUAUUUACAUAUUUAUUUUGUAAGCCUUGUGCUCCUUUUCAACUGUUGAAUUUUAAUGACCAGUUGCAAAAAGUUUGUAGUAAAUAUUUAAAUCCUUCUGUUAGUACCUAUAGGUAAGGAUCUUAUUUUGUACUCUGAAGAUGUGAAAGUGGGUUAACUUGUAUGAAUUGAUAAGCCCCAUUAAACAAAAGUUUAAAUAGUG